CAAGAAAAAGAACAUCCGGGUACUCAGGUGACGUCGCGACGGAAAGUACACACAUUCUCACGGUGCCGAAAAAACAACCGGACAGCACGCAGUUACACCGAAAAAACGGCUCAUGACACUUACAUAGAAACACAAAUUUAGCUUGCGUCACAACAAUGGAGAAACCUCCCUUCAGGCAGAACCAGAACUGCGGAGACUGGGAGCUGAAGGAGAGGCUGGGAAUGGGCGGAUUUGGACAUGUUUACCUGUACCAACAUCAUGAUACAAAUGAAAAACUAGCUGUGAAAAUGUGCCGUCUGGAGCUCACGCCAAGGAAUAAGGACAGAUGGAGCAGAGAAAUCCAGAUCAUGAAAAAGUUGAAUCACAUCAAUGUCGUGUCAGCCCGAGAUGUCCCGGAGGAAAUGAGGCACAUCGCCCUAAAUGAUCUCCCAUUGUUGGCCAUGGAGUACUGCUCAAGGGGAGACCUGAGGAAGAUGCUGAGCAAACCUGAUAACUGCUGCGGAUUGAAAGAGAGUGAAGUUCUUUCGUUACUCAAUGAUGUCGGAUCUGGUAUCCAAUAUCUUCACGAGAACAAGAUCAUACACAGAGACCUUAAACCUGAAAACAUAGUGCUGCAAGAUAUCAACGGAAAGCUGGUUCACAAAAUCAUUGACCUGGGCUACGCUAAAGACCUGGACCAGGGCAGUCUGUGCACCUCCUUCGUUGGCACGCUUCAGUACCUGGCUCCUGAGCUGUUUGAGAACAAGCCGUACACGGUGACUGUGGACUACUGGAGCUUCGGCACCAUGCUAUUUGAAUGCAUUUGUGGUUUCCGUCCGUUCCUGCACAACCUUCAGCCUGUGCAGUGGGCGAGCAAAGUGAGGAAUAAAGGUCCCAGAGACAUCAUGGCUGUAGAGGACCCGAACGGAGAAGUGAGGUUCUCCACACAACUCCCCUACCCCAACAACCUGAGCAGGACGAUGUUGGGCCCGAUGGAAAUGCUGCUGCAGCUGAUGUUAAAGUGGGAUCAAGGUUACAGAGGAGGCAAAAUCAACACCGACACCAAGAAACCCUCGUGCUUUGAAGAAAUGGAGCAGAUCCUGAGUAUGAAGGUCGUCCACAUCCUGAACAUGACCACAGCUCAGGUCCACUCUUUCCAGCUGACCCCGGACGAAAGUCUCCACAGUCUGCAGAAUCGCAUCGAGGCCGAGACCAAGAUCGAGGUGGUGAACCAGGAGCUGCUGCAGGAGACGGGAGUGUCGCUGGAUCCCAGGAAGGCCGCUGCUCAGUGUGUCCUAGACGGAGUGAGAGGGUGGGACAGUUACAUCGUCUAUCUGUUUGACAAGAGCAUCACCAAGUACUCUGGACCCCUCAGUGCCAGACAACUGCCCGAUAAAGUCAACACUAUAGUGCAAGAGGCCAAGACGCAGCUUCCCCUGGUGCUGCUGAAGAAGGUUUGGGGUGAAGCGGUGAGCUACAUCUGUGGGCUGAAGGACGACUACAGCCGGCUGUUCCAAGGACAGAGAGCUGCUAUGUUGAGUCUCCUGCGCUACAACACCAACCUGACCAGGUGUAAGAACAGCAUGUUUGGCUUCUCUCAGCAGCUGAAGGCCAAGCUGGACUUCUUCAAGAGCAGCAUCCAGUACGACCUGGAGAAAUACAGCGAUCAGAUGCACUACGGCAUAUCCUCUGAGAAGAUGCUGAAAGCCUGGCAGGAGAACGAGGAGCGAGCUGCUGCUUUUGCACAGGUGGCAGAGGUGAGCCACCUGGAUGAUGAGAUCAUGGCUCUGCACUCAGAGAUAGUGGAACUUCAGAGGAGUCCAUACGCUCGACGCCAAGGAGACAAGAUGGAGCAGCUAGAAGAAAAGGCGAUUGAGCUCUACAAGCAAAUGAAGAUGAAAUGCAAAAUACCUGAGCCAGAUGUGAGCAGCGACAGCUCUGAGAUGGUGAAGGCCAUCAUUCAGACGGUCCAGAACCAGGACAAGGUCCUCAAAGACCUGUACACCCACCUCAGUAAGAUCCUGAUCAGCAAACAGAAGAUCAUCGACUUGUUUCCACGGAUCGAGAAAACCUUGGAGAGCAUCAAGGAUGCCGACAACACAGUGAUGCAGAUGCAGAUCAAGAGACAGAAAGAGUUCUGGCAUUUACUGAAGAUCGCCUGCGCUCAAAACUUGACCCGAAACUCGAUAGCAGCGAGUCCCGAGUCGUCCAACCUGCUGCAGGUGUCUCAGUGGUCCCAGUCGGCUCAGCCAGUCAGCUCCCCACAUCCCCUCACCUCCCUACCUGGGCCCAAUGACAGUGACGCUGCACCACGUCUGCUGCAGGAGAACGAGAAGUACCUCAGUCAGCUGACCAGCCUGAUGCAGGAAGCGACUGACGAACAGGCCAAGAGCAUCGUGGACCAAGACUGGAGCUGGACCAAAUACGAAACCUUAACAACAAAGUUAAAAAAGAGAAAUGCCUGAGCGUCCUUCCAUCGCCGCCUGCGCUCCGACUAACACUAACGCCUGUGAGCCGCCGUCACAUAAAGACUCUGAUCAGUCAACACGGACUCUUAACACGGCGUCUGUCCUCUCCUACGUCUCACACGGGGGGCAGUUUGAGGAAUAGUCUUGUUUUUACAAAGAAGCUGUGUCACUCUACUUUCUGUUUUUACUUUCUGCACAAUAUAGAUCAUAAUAAUCCAUAACAUCUGAGGAUAUUCAUUAUUACCGUAGUUGCAAAAAAACAUAUAUAGCAAAAAGUGUAGCACCAGAUCGGAGGGCUUGAGGUAAAGAGACCGAAACAUGGGAACAAGUUCAGCCGUGUGACGUACGAGGAAACACAGGAAGUGGUUGGGGUUGUGGGGGGGGGUGAGGAGGAAAUUACAGUCAAGCAAACAGCACUUUGAUACUACCAUGUAUCCUCUCUGUAGAGACAGGCUGCAGGAUAUUCAGAUUUACAGUUUAACUGUUCUUAUCACUCAUAAUCGGUUUGAUAUGUUUCACUCUACACAGUCUGGGGUUUAGAUUCUAUGUCCAUGUUCUUUUGAUUAGUUUAUUAACGUGUUCUAUGUAUCAUAGGGGUCUUUAGUCAUGAUAUAAGUGACAGACGUGGCUGGUCAUCACGUUUCUACGUCUACAGUGUACAUCUCUUUUAUUAUUGUCUGAUACUAAGAGGUUCUGUUCGUGCUGCGUUCAUGUCAUAAAAGGUUCAAACUGUUUGUUUACGUUCAGAACAUCUGCAGAAGAUGGAACGUUUCCAUCCACUGCUGUCAUGUGACUAUUAGGAGCUAAACGGCUCCAGUCAGGUGUCGUCAAACCACCACAGAAGAAGAAGAAGUCGUUCAAAGAGCGCCAGUUAACAGGAUGUAGAAAACAUGAUGGAGCUAGAAGAACCAUAACGAGAGAACAAUAGUUCAGGUACCCGCCGCGUGAUCUGGAUCCACUCCAGAAUGUGUCGGGUUCUUCUUUGGUCCGCUCGUCACUAAAGUCAGCCCAGUAGUAGGCGUCACAUGAGGGAACCACAGUCCAAGACCUCAAUGCCGUGGGGACGACGGAGUCCAGAAGUCCAGAAAACCGACAUUUGACAGAGAGAGAGCGGCUGAACGAGCAACAUGUGAGAAAUUAUUAACGGCAUAUUUCACUAUUUUGUGACAUCUGACAAACGAUGAAUCAAUUGAUCCAGUUAUUAAUCAGCUGAUUAAUUGAUUUAUAGUCAUUCAACGGGACCGGAACUCUCCAAUGACUUUCUGGUGAUCUGGAUUAUUCGGUGUAUAAAAUAGUUUGUUUAAUAAUCCGCAUAAAUUCAAAUAACUUAAUUUAUCCAACAGUCUGAAACCCAAAGAAACGAUCAGUUCAGAAAACGGUCUCCGUACAAUCAGUCGAUUAAUCGGCUGAUCUCUGCAGCGCUAGUCGUUUAAGUCUUCCGUCUAUGACAUGAACGUGGCGUCGCACUCGCAGCACAGUCGGCGUCUUCAGUGAAAUCAAUGAGAGUGAUUGGAAACCAGUGAGCGGUUGAAUGUACUGCAGGUUCAGGUUAACGUUGGGCCUCCGAGUUGUAUUUAUGAAGUUCUAGUGCAAUGAAAAGUUUAUUUCUUUUGUAUUUAAGUAACUCGAAUUGUCGGUUUUCUUUCCAUUUAAGUAUUUGUUUCCGUCUGAUGGUUUGAAUCUGUCUCUGAAUGUUUAAUUUGUAAAGAACGUCUCUGUAUAAAGAUCAAAUGUUUACCUGGUAAUAAAAUAAAAUGACUUUGGCAUGAC
Molecule: messenger RNA, 4217 nt
Organism: Anarrhichthys ocellatus (wolf-eel)
Lineage: Eukaryota; Metazoa; Chordata; Actinopteri; Perciformes; Anarhichadidae
Product: inhibitor of nuclear factor kappa-B kinase subunit alpha-like
Exons: 22
Coding region: 156-2444 (762 amino acids)
Biological process (GO): tumor necrosis factor-mediated signaling pathway; peptidyl-serine phosphorylation; positive regulation of transcription by RNA polymerase II
Cellular component (GO): cytoplasm; IkappaB kinase complex
Molecular function (GO): IkappaB kinase activity; ATP binding
Source: RefSeq, a predicted model, not a curated record